GGUGCUCUCAGUAGUCCAAAAAAAAAAAAAGAACCUAAAGUCCCUAAUAUAGAUUGAAAAUGAACAUUGAUCUUUCGUCCUUACUCGUAGAAGCUGGCAAUGACGUUGUUAAAAAUGCAAUGCCCAAACCCAAAGGGGUCGGAAACCCUUGGUAUAGACAGCCACAGUGCUGCUGCUUUUUGUAACUUGGCACUCGGUUGAUCAUUAAGAACAAAUGAAGACACCUGGCAUCUUCAGUCUGAAUUGCCCUCCUCAUCUUGCUUCUCUGACGGCCUUUUUCAGCUCGUUUAAACCUUGGUGCUAGCCUCCAGGUCAGCAAAUGGAACCGCUCCACCAUAUUUCCAAUGAAUCUGAAAACCCUGAGCACCCCGUUCUCUCUGGGUACGUCUGUGAAUGACUGUAAGGUAGAAUAUGUUUUAAGUUUGUGCUUCAGUUCCCUCAACAUCUGGACACUGUCGUUCACAUCUGAGACACUGGUGGAAAUUGUCACUCAUGAUUUUGUAUUUUUUUUUUGGAUUUGAAAUAGUCCUGCAAAGAUUAUAUUCAAUUACAGUUACUUGGUGAUGCUCUUAUCCAAAGUAGUAUUCAUAGUAUUUCAGAAUUAAGAUACAAUUUCUGUUCCAUAUUUCCAUUUUUUCUCAGAAUGUAGGACUCUCAUUUGUAUUUGUAGGCCUGCCCCAUUUCUGUAGCAUUUUCUGCCAGUUCAGUUUGCCAGACUGGUGGGUGCUUUAGUGCACCCUAUCCAGCUACAGCACAGAACACAUGAAACAUAACAUAUUAAAGUGGUGACAUUAAUGUGUAAGUGAUAUACAUUAAUGUUUUCAGUAUUAAUAUAUUUUAUUUGUUCAGAUUCGUUUCAUUCUUUGACAUUUUUGACAGCUGGGAUUUCGCUGAUGUGGUUCUGCUUAGCACCUUGCUCAAGGGUACUAUGGUAGUGCUUUGCCUGGGAAUCAGAUCAAAUAAAAUCUAUGAGAGUUCGGGCCACAUGAAAAUUUGCAAACCACGAAAACCCUGUGCAAUUACAGCACCAUUUUUUGAGGGCCCCUGUCAGUCCAAGCUUUUGUAAUUGCCCAGACCACACCCAUCCCCAUACGGUGCUGGCGGUUACAAGACAAUUCUCUCAAUUUUUUCUACACAGUAGCACUUCCUCUAUGCAAAUAAAUUCACAAAUAACCUUGUUAGUCAUUGAGCUCAGCGCAUCAUAACAAAUUGUCCAACAAAUAAAGUUUGUAAAAUGACACUCUGAAAUACUGACUUCUAUUUACAGAUCAGUCGGUCACAAACAAUUGCAGGAUCUGAAGUGGGUCUUAGAUGUGGCUGUUCCUUUUGUGUCUGUCACAGAAAUUUCCGGUGCUAUUGUCUGUGUCGUUUCCAUCUCUGAAUCAGUUACCAGCCCACAGCUGUGCCAUGACGAGAGCUUUCACGGUGCUGGAAAAUGGUCUGCUCAUAAGGGUGAGAGCUGCACCGAGGGACCGGUGGUAGACCAUUGCAGGGGGUGUGCUGAUCUCUUCAGCCAUAUCGACGGUUUGUUGAAGGGAAUGAGGUUUUGCAUGGGUUUGUGAUGAGUUCCCUUCUGCAGAUCCUCUCUCUCCUUGCCAUUCACUGUACAGCAAUGGGCUAUAAACUUGGAGCACAUGGAAUUGAAGGUGGACAUUUAGAUAUCCGGUGUCCAUAUCCAGACGGUUAUCAACAUCUUCCAAAGUACGUCUGCCGUCAUCCAUGUUGGAAAAAGGAUGUUCUUAUCAGAGGUGCCCAGUCGGAUGUCUAUGAACGUUCUGGAAGAUUCUCUCUGUAUGACAAUUCCCUUGGCCGUUUUUUCACUGUGACCAUCCAAAAACUGAAUCUACAGGAUGGUGCCUUGUAUUACUGUGGAAUAGACACAUGGGGCAUAGACAAGAGGGACAAAGUGCAAGUGACUGUCAGCAAAGCGGUGGAUCCUGCAGUCACACUGCCCCUCUCUGCUGCUGGGUCUGAUGGGAAUGGCAGCAGCUUCAUCAGAACACCUGGCAUGGCCUCCACAGAUCGAACUUAUCUUUCAAAUCUAUCCAUGGAAACUGCCACGCCCCCACUGCCAUUUAUAUAUCUGGAUGGGAACAAAGGGGUCACGGACAGCCUGGUUGCGAUUGGCCCAGCUCUCGGUGUGUUGGUGUGUUUAUUUCUGGCUGCUCUUGCUGUCCAACUCAAAAGAUCAGUUUCAAAUCCUCUUGCCUUAAAACCAGCAGGUUUGUCUGUCCCUGUAGACACUGUACAGGGGGAAGAGGACCCUGAACAUGUGUACGAUGAGUACGGUGAGAUGACCGUAUACAGUACUGUUGGCUUGCCCGUGGAGAACUCUGAGGGGGGAUACUGCACGGUGCAGUUCUCUGACCUUCCACCGGGGCAGAUGAGAAUGGCCUGUACUGGUGAUGCCCCACUGAACGAAGAACACCUUCUGGAAGAGAAGCUUACUCUUGGGCUUAACUGCAGUCCUGCAGGCUGUUGUGUAUGUUAGUUUUUGGUGUGUUUCAGCAAUAAAAGCUAGUUAAGACAUUGAUUGGCUAAAAGGUCCACACACCUGGUUUCCAAUACCUAAAUUGAGUGUUGAAGGAAAGGUCUGUGUGUGGGCGAUGCCACAGUGUGGGCUUGGUGUGUGUGCUGUUUUUUGUUUUUCUAACCCAUUAUUCUGGUUUAACUUUUCAUUUUCUAAGAAGCUGCACUACACCAGUGUUGGCUCAGUCCAGUAUCAGACAGUAAAACGAUUUCACCAAGGACACACACACAGUCUGCAGCUGAGGCUCAUGACUUGGCAAAAAUGUUUGAUCAAAUAAAUUGAGAAAUAAUUAAAAGCCGAAGUUGGCACAAAACUCCAUAAUGGAAUAUCCCCAGCUUAGUAGGUGCCCCAGCUGAUAUACCACAGACAUACUGUCAGACUUGGAACGUUUUCACAAACACUGAUGAUGGAAGCUGUGGAAAAACUGCACUCUAAGGUUGUUUCCACGGAGAUGCUUCAAUACGCCGUUGAGAGAUGGCAUGAAAAAGCUUUAAACUGCUGAGUGUUAAUCAUUCUACAACAUUUUAGUGCAUUCCAACGAAUAAGGAUGAAAUUAUCAAGAUUGUAAAAUAUAUUUUUUUAAACGAACACGAUCACUUAUUUGUAUCUGAAGUGGUUCAGUUUUUGAUGAAGCCAAACGAACAGGCCCAGUAGGUAGGAGUUUAAAUCAGAAGUGUGACCCAAAAAUGGGCUUGGUGCUGCAGCUAUGCCAGCACUUAAUAACACUGGUUGGUAAAGUUCCCAUCACAGUCAGGUAGGGUGCUUUCAGCAGUGGGGCAUAGGCUCUACUGAUUCUCUUAUUAUUGUUAAUGAUCUGGGCAACUAAAAAUGGAUGAAUACAGAUACAGCAUAAAAAAGC
Molecule: messenger RNA, 3389 nt
Organism: Anguilla anguilla (European eel)
Lineage: Eukaryota; Metazoa; Chordata; Actinopteri; Anguilliformes; Anguillidae
Product: CMRF35-like molecule 3
Exons: 7
Coding region: 1562-2491 (309 amino acids)
Source: RefSeq, a predicted model, not a curated record